Messenger RNA from Ordospora pajunii, 1128 nucleotides. RefSeq names its product V-ATPase. Gene Ontology annotation, molecular function: proton-transporting ATPase activity, rotational mechanism. Gene Ontology annotation, biological process: proton transmembrane transport. Gene Ontology annotation, cellular component: vacuolar proton-transporting V-type ATPase, V1 domain. The coding region runs from base 1 to 1128 and encodes 375 amino acids. The transcript has a single exon. The record is from RefSeq and is a predicted model, not a curated record. Lineage: Eukaryota; Fungi; Microsporidia; Ordosporidae.
AUGUUUUUGGACAAGCUUGAAGCAAAAAUGAAGGAAUCAAUGUCUGCAAAUACACACGCUGAAUGUAUCAAAAUGUUUAAUGAGGCAAGAAGUUUGGGGACCAAGGAAGCAAUGGCACUGCUCUUGAGUAGUGAGGACGUUGCGUUUUCUAUACUUUCUUCAUCUCCAGAGAUGCUAGAUGAAGACGAGUUGAUAGGCUUACUUUUCUGCUCAAGCAGCUACUCUAGAUACAAAAGCGCAGAGAUUAUAACAAGAAUGUAUGCUAAUAGGGUACACAGAAAAGAAUAUCUGUCGUUUUUCAAGCAAAUGCUGAAAGAGAAUGCGUCUUAUGACGAAGGCAAUUACCUGCUUUGCCUGUUGAUAGAUUUUCUGUCAUACAAAUCAAAUUCAGAUUUCAGCGUUGAUUCAAGAAAACUGGAUCUCAUGUCGAGCAGAAUGUUCAAGGACAUUCUUAAUGUUUUUGUUUUUGUGAGGGAGGUUCAGUACAAUGCACUUAUGAUUAUCCUCAUAGCUUCAUACAGCGAGGAAUGUAUCCAGAAGAUGGACAAGCUGAUUGAUGAUGUUGUUGUUGUGAUGAAAGACAAGACUAGGGAGAAGAUCCUCAGGGUUUGCUAUGCAAUUAUUGCAAACAUUCUUGAUCAUGGAUAUGUUUUUUCACCUGGCCGAUUCAACGAUAUCUGCCGAUGCACAGAGUUGCUUUUAGAAAGCGGAUACGGAGAUGUGGAUUUGAUUGCAGAUCUUAAGAAGGUAAAGAGCAGGAUAGUGAAAAGCAGAGAGACAUUCUGCAUCAGGAAUUACCUCAACGAGCUGUUUUCUGGGCGCUUUGAAGACUCCGAGUACCAUCACAGAGAGGACUUCUGGGCUGCAAACCUUGAGAUGCUGAUGAAGAACAAGGUGGAGAUAGUCAAGGUUUUGAAGAAGUACUUGAAAUCAAACAAUCCUUCAUGGAUAUGCCUUGCAUGCAAUGACAUUUUCCAGAUGGCCAAGGUAUCUCCAGAUAUAAAUGUGCUACUGAAUAAGUAUCAGGUUAGGGAGGUUCUUUUUGGGCUAGUGCAUAGCGAGGACGAUGAUGUAAAGUUUCAUGCAAUCCAAGCUCUGUACAUGUGCAUAUCUUCAGAGUGGAGCUGA